AUGGACAAAGUGCUCUCGAAGGAGGCUCAGCCAGACCUGAGUCAGCCAGCCAGGCGCUGGACGCCCCACCCGCAUAUCAGCGGCAAGUGUGACCUGUGCCGGUCCCCAGCCCUCCCUGGGCCCAGCAUUCCUACCAGCCUGAUGCUGGAGGCCAGGCGGCAACCCCCCUGCGAGGGCCCCUCCGGGAGGCCCAUACACCCCAGCCAGCUGCUCCACCCCGUGGCAGCUGCCAGCAUGGGGCCUUGCUGGGCCCUGGCGCUGCUGCUGUCCCUGGCGCCCAUCCUGCGUGGCCAGUCCCCAGCCCCCCAGCCCACCCUGUCCCAGUGGCAGGGCUUCCAGGCGCAGCAGUUCCAGGGUGACUGGUUGGUCUUGGGCCUGGCGGGCAACACCCUGACAAAGAAAGACCGGGCCCUGCUCAAUCCCUUCCUCGUCACCUUCGAGCUCAACGAGAAAGGCCAGCUGGAGGUAUCGAAUGCCAUGACCCGGGGCAAGCGCUGUGACACCUGGAACUACGUGCUGAUGCCAGAGUCCCAGCCAGGGCACUUCCGGGUGGACGGCCUUACAGGGCCGGAGAGCGAGGUCGUCCAGGUGGUGGAAGGUGACUACGACAAGUUUGCCCUGGUGGUCUCCCAAAGACUCACUGGCACCCAGACCAUCCUGCGAAUCAGCCUGCUGGCAGUCAGGGUCUGGCAGCUGCCAUCGGAGGUGAAGAACAAAUUUUUUUGCCUGGCCCAAGGCCAGGGCCUCACACAGGACAACAUCGCCUUCCCAGAUCUGACCGGUAACUGUCCUCGGGAGCGGCCGGGGGAGGAGGGGCCUGGACCCCGAGGUGCUGCACAGCACGGGGUCACCCAUGAGUGGGGGCAGCUGCCCGACCGGGUCCUCCCUCCCCCUGCCCUACCUUUGGGGUGCCUGGGCUCCCCCCAGGGCCCGCGGGCCUGGCCAGUUGAUUGCAAGUCUCCAGUCCCACCUCUGCCUGUCACGCAUGGCAAGCCUCGUCGCGCUGUGGGCCAGCAAGCCAGGCGGGCCCACCGCUGCCCACACGCACCCGCGCAUGUGCACACGCCCACCUUGGCAGGCUGCCACGGGGACUCGGGGCCAGCAGGGGAGGCUCAGGCCUCAGCCCCCCGACCGUCCGCAGCACUGUCCCCACCGCUCUCCCGUUCCUGCCCUCAGACUGGUCACCUGGCUCACACAGCUGCUGAAGACCAAGUGGCCCCGCCCUGGCUCAGCGUGCCCCUUCCCUCCACCUGA
Molecule: messenger RNA, 1254 nt
Organism: Ochotona princeps (American pika)
Lineage: Eukaryota; Metazoa; Chordata; Mammalia; Lagomorpha; Ochotonidae
Exons: 7
Coding region: 1-1254 (417 amino acids)
Molecular function (GO): small molecule binding
Source: RefSeq, a predicted model, not a curated record